AUGCCACAUGUAGUGCUGAACGAUGUCAAUAAAUUAUCACUUUUGCGAACGUUGAAAGGUGGACGAUAUCUCAGCGUGUGUUUCCGGUCGUGGAACCUGUACGAAUUUCCUCAGCUGCAAAGCACAACGAAGCAUUCGUGGGCUGUUAAAACAACGUCGCAAUUGGAAAAACCGCGAUAUAGAACCACUAAUGGCGAUGGUACAUUGAAUAACUAUACGUUGUAUCAGAUGCGUAAACCACGAUGUGGUCUCCCUGACAUCUACGAAUGCAAUAUAGGUAGACGUAAAUGGGCGAAAACACAUCUCACGUGGAAUUUCCAGCUAGCGGAUCCACAAACUUUGCAAACUACUGAAUUCGCGUUCUCACUAUGGGCAGCUAAUUCGUCUUUAUCAUUCGAACGUAAAACGGUAAAUCCCGAUAUCUUAAUAUAUUAUCGUAGUGGCACACACACUUACACUGAUCGUAGACGCAACGAAGAAAUUUGCGUCUCUUCGUUAGAUGGACCUGGUGGAGUACUCGCUCACGCGUUCUAUCCUCCUACUGUUGACAAUUACAGCACUGAAAUACACAUAGAUAGUGCAGAACCAUGGCAUAUACAGGGUGUUCGAAAA
Molecule: messenger RNA, 612 nt
Organism: Trachymyrmex cornetzi
Lineage: Eukaryota; Metazoa; Arthropoda; Insecta; Hymenoptera; Formicidae
Product: neutrophil collagenase
Exons: 2
Biological process (GO): proteolysis; extracellular matrix organization; collagen catabolic process
Cellular component (GO): extracellular matrix
Molecular function (GO): metalloendopeptidase activity; zinc ion binding
Source: RefSeq, a predicted model, not a curated record